Molecule: messenger RNA, 4257 nt
Organism: Acipenser ruthenus (sterlet)
Lineage: Eukaryota; Metazoa; Chordata; Actinopteri; Acipenseriformes; Acipenseridae
Gene: cdh15
Product: cadherin 15, type 1, M-cadherin (myotubule)
Exons: 14
Coding region: 131-2545 (804 amino acids)
Biological process (GO): cell morphogenesis; adherens junction organization; multicellular organism development
Cellular component (GO): plasma membrane; adherens junction; catenin complex
Molecular function (GO): calcium ion binding; cadherin binding
Source: RefSeq, a predicted model, not a curated record
GCCAAUUCAGGGACUCAAAAGUGAAACAUUUCAUUCCGUCCGGCUUUCCUGCAUGUUAGUACAUUUGUGUACCCCUUGGACAGCCCUUCUAUCCAGCUGGACAAUUUAACAAACUCACAAGGAUUGGCAGAUGAAGAUGUGCCACAAGGUGUUUGCCGUGUUCCUUUUGCUGGUGGUUGCUUUCUACCAGGUAGGCAGCACCCCUGCCACAGAACAACAGGCAGAGGAGGACAGCACAAAGGUUCUGUUUCCUUGGCGACAGAAGACAGUGGGGUCUGGUGGACUACAGAGAGCCAAGAGAGCCUGGGUUAUUCCACCAAUCAACACCCCUGAGAAUACCAAGCAAAUCCCAAAGAAUCUAGUCCAGAUCAAAUCUGACACUCUGGAGCCCGGGAAGGUGCUGUAUAAGAUCCAGGGCCCGGGGGUUGAUGAGGAUCCAAAAGGAUUUUUUGAAAUCAAUGAAACAACAGGGUGGGUCACCCUGAUGAAUGUGCUUGACAGGGAAACCCACAGCAAGUUUAAGAUCAAAGCCUACGCCCUGGAUUUGAGCGGGAAACCCAUGGAAGACCCCACUGAACUCGAGAUCCAUGUGGUGGAUCAGAACGACAACCGGCCCACCUUCGUGCAAGAGGAAUUUACCGGACGCGUUCAUGAAAACUCUAAACCAGGUACGUCUGUCAUGCAGGUUGAGGCAACGGACGCGGACGACAUUGAGACAGAUAACGCAGCCCUGGCGUACUCCAUUAUCGGCCAGGAGAGCAUCCCGCCAUUCCGAAUCAAUAAAACCAUGUUCGGAAUCGAUGAACUCACCGGCAUCAUCUCCACCCGGGAUGUAGGGCUGGAUCGAGAGGAGGUGGAGGGGUUUAAUAUCACGCUCCAGGUUGCUGACAUGUCUGGUUCUGGGUUGAGCAGCUAUUCUUCAGCACUGAUCUACAUCAACGACGUUAACGACAAUGCUCCCAAUUUCACCUCUGAGACGUUCCAAAUGUCAGCAACGGAGAACAAAGUGCAGGCUGACAUUGGCAGAAUCACUGUGACAGACGAAGACGAACCGCAGACAGAGAACUGGUGGGUGAAGUACACCAUCACAGCUGGGGAUCCGGAGGGGAACUUCGACAUCCGCAGGGAUGAUGCAACCAACGAAGGCAUAGUGUCUGUGGUGAAGCCGCUGGAUUAUGAGUCUCUGAAUUACUAUGAGCUGGUAGUGAUGGCGGAGAACGAGAGUCCGCUGAGGCUCAUGGGUCCCAAGACCCCCCCGAGCAGUGCCACUGUGACCAUUAACGUGCUGAACCAGAACGAGCCCCCCAGAUUCCGGCAGAGCCCCCUGAGACUUAGCGUCCCCGAGGGAAGCCCAACCGGCACCCUGCUAGCCAGCAACAUCGCCUUGGACCCAGACAGGCAGGCUCUCCGAUACGAUGUGGAGUACGACCCGGACCAGUGGCUGUUCCUGGACAAUGAGUCUGGAGAGAUCACAGCCAACAAGGAAAUUACCAAGAAUUCCCGCUUCCUCACUAAGGACGUCUACAUGGCCGUCAUCACUGUGGAAGACACAGGAGACUACCCCAGCACAGCCACAGCCACCGUGUAUAUCACAGUUUUAGAGGUGAAUGACUUUGCCCCUGAGCCCUUUUCUCUGAGCGAGUUCAUGUGCAAUGACCCAGAGAAGGGUUCUGGUUUGAUUCUGAGUGCUACUGACAAGGACCAGCCCCCUCACAGCGCACCCUUUCUCUUCAGUUUGGAUGACAGUGAGCCAGAGAAUAUUCGGAACUGGACCCUCCACAGAAUCAACGAUACUCAUGCAGCACUGCGUCUGCUCUCGGCAGUGGUGGAGGGGGAGUACGUGCUCCCGGUGGUGCUCAGUGACUCUGGCACGCCUGCCCUCGCUGAGAUCCACAUGGUCAACGUGACGGUGUGCCAGUGCAACGACGAGGGAGACUGUCAGCCUAUCUUAGCUGCCAUCUUCAGCGCUGGAGCAGGGCUGAGCCUGGGAGCGCUCCUCAUCAUCCUGGGCAGCGUCGUGCUCCUGCUCUUGCUGUUGUUGAUCAUGGCUGCAGUGGAACAGUGUCGCCAAAGGCCCAUCAGGAAAGGGAUGCUGGGUGUUUCGGACGAUGACAUUCGAGACAACAUCCUGAACUACGAUGAGCAAGGGGGCGGAGAGGAGGACGAGAAUGCCUACAACAUGGACCAGCUGAGGAACCCCAAUGAGAUCAUCCCACCCCCCACCACGGCCAUGCCUAGAGGGAAGCAGCCAGUCAGGAAAGACACACCCUACAACUACCCCUCCCCCUCGUAUCCACGGAAAACCCCGGCCGACCCCACCGACAUCGAGGACUUCAUUAAUGAUGGUCUGGAUGCAGCAGACAAGGACCCCAACGUGCCCCCCUACGACACAGCGCUGAUCUAUGACUUCGAGGGGGACGGCUCGCUGGCUGGCAGCCUAAGCUCCAUCGCCUCGGGCAGCUCUGACGGAGACCAGGACUAUGACUAUCUCAACAGCUGGGGCCCCCGCUUUAACAAACUAGCCAACUUGUAUGACAAGCACUGACGCACUACAGUGCAGGUUUUUUUUUUGGCUUAAUCAUAGGGGUUGGGCAGGGCAAAUUGCGAUUUGACUUUCCUUGUAAGAUCUGUCAUGCCACCUGGAUAAAUACGAAUUAAAAGUUAAAGAGCAAUAAAUAUCAGGUAAAUAUUUUUUUUUUUCAAACUGCUGCAGUAUGCAAUUGUAUUUGUUAUUUGUUUCUUUGGCUAGGAUGGCUGUGACGGGUGAGGCUGGGUAGUGGGCAGUGCUGAGCAGGUCAGGUUGAGAUUGAGUGCCGGUAGACUGGGCAGACUGAUGGCAGGGAUUGCAGUAGGUGAACUUUGAGCAAGUAAGGAAUUUAGUAGGUGACAAAAGAACAUGAGAAAACUUUGAGCAGCGUAUAACCAAAUACAUAUAUUGUACUAAUCAGCAGCAGUGUGGAGUAGUGGUUAGGACUCUUGACCAGAGGAUCGUGGGUUUAAUCCCAGUUGGGGGACACUGCUGCUGUACCCUUGAGCAAGGUACUUUACCUAGAUUGCUCUAGUAAAAACCCAGCUGUAUAAAUGGGUAAUUGUAUGUAAAAAUAAUGUGAUAUCUUGUAACAAUUGUAAGUCGCCCUGGAUAAGGGCGUCUGCUAAGAAAUAAAUAAUAAUAAUCAGAGUACCAGUUUAAGGACUAAGAGUUAAAAUCAAAAGGCCCACAUUAAAUAUUAUUAUAAAUUAUUCAUAUUUUUGUCAAGUUGCUCUGGGACCUAAGAAUGUAUACAGAAUUUUAAAGGUUACAAACAAGAAGAUUUUAUUUGUGUGCUUUUUCUUCCCAGGAAGUCAACAAAAAAAACCAAAUAACGAAACUUGAUAAUGUGGGUUUUAAGCCUUCUUAAAAUCAAUCUUGUCUGUAUUCAAGGAAGAUGGUAAGGAGAGGCGGUAAAUUAGGGGUGCCUUGUGUGUUUCUAUCCUCUUGCUUACUAUUACAAUGUAUGCUGGGCUGAGUGAUAAAGAUCAAGUAUAAGAUAUACUAAUUUAUAUAUAUAUAUAUAUAUAUAUAUAUAUAUAUAUAUAUAUAUUAUAUUAUACACACACAUUACAGAUUAUAUGUAAUGCCUUGCCAUAGGUUUCUCUUUCGCAUUAUAACAACCCACCACACACAGUAGGUGAUUUCUACAUAAUACUAAAGCUUUAUCUGGUGUGUUCAUCACAGCACAGUCAUAUUUCUAGAAUAAACAUUAUAAUAUUAUAUGACAGACCCGCUGCUAUACCCCAUUUUAGGAGAAAUAUUAAUGCAGUUAUCAAGGCUAUUUUAUUGUUCUGUAUAAAUUGUAAUGUUUUUAUAUUGAAGCGGUGUUACACAAUGUAGUUUGUGUUCUUUAGUUGAAAUGGGAUAUACUUCAAACUGCAGGCACAUUAACUACAUAUAGUUACACUACAGGUACUAGCCUCACUUCCAUGUACACGAUGGUGUGAUUGUGAGGAUGGAGCUCCAUACGUUAACAUGUAUUUAACCAAAUUACUUUCUCAAACAUAUAACUGUUGUAAGUACAAUAAAAUACAAAGUUUAAGGACUGUGAAGAUACAGUAUAGUUCAAUGGACCUGUAUUUUGAACUAUAUUGUUAAUAUGCGAUUGGAAUGCUAACACACUGUCUUUACUUUUGUUUCUUGUUUUUUUAAUGCCACAUGUUAUAUGCAUGGAACACCUUGUUUAAUAUUGUGUUUGUUUUUGACCAAUAAAAAUACAGGAUUAA